AUGACAGAUCAAGGAGUAUAUUUUGGACUGCAAAGGAAUGAUGCGAGGCUUCAGAAUAUAGAUUUGCAAUAUAAAGGUGAUUAUUUCAACGGAAUAUUUACAGGUCUUAUGAAUCAAAUCAAAAAUGACGAAAAUAAAAAAAUAAAUAUCCAACAAAUUGUCAAAGCUAUUUCAAAAAAGCCAUCAGGUGAUAAAGCUUCUCUUGACAUUCUUUAUGGCGACAAUUCAGAAGUCACUACAGAAAUAUUAAACCCGAUUGAAAUCAGUUUUCAUAAUUUUCUAAUAAAUCCUACUGCUUACGCAAUGAGAUAUAAUGAGUCAUCAAAUCAACCAAUAUUUUCUUUUGUAAUUUAUGGUUUAACCGAAGAUGAUAAUUGGGUUCUUUUAGAUGAAGCAAGAAAAACAUAUUUGAAUCCUAGUACAAUUGGAUUGCAUGUUAAUACUUUGUUUUGUGAUCAAUAUUACAAAGCUUUCCGAAUUCAGCAAACUGAAAGCAUAGUAGGUCGAGCUUAUGGUGUAAUUCAGUUCGAAUUACAUGGAACUGUUGUAAAAGUCCAGUAA
Messenger RNA from Trichomonas vaginalis G3, 561 nucleotides. RefSeq lists its product as uncharacterized. The transcript has a single exon. The coding region runs from base 1 to 561 and encodes 186 amino acids. The record is from RefSeq and is a predicted model, not a curated record. Lineage: Eukaryota; Parabasalia; Trichomonadida; Trichomonadidae.